AAAUUCUAGCCUAACUCGUCUGAGUUGUAAAUACUUUUCAGAUAUAACAUCGCAUUCGAAUCGUCUUAUGUUCAUCAAAUUUUUAUUGUUAUUUAAUCAUACAUACAAAGUUCAGUGUGUGCGUGUGUAUGUGUAUCGUAUAUAAAAGAUGGAGAGUAACAAGUUAGAAUUUGGUCACGUUUGGGACAAUCACAUUAACAACAACAACAAUAUAUACUUAUGUCCUUCAAUCGCUUUGCGACAUGAUGAAGCAUGGACGAGAGACAGCAGAAGGUUAAACAUCGCUUGCAGGAUUGCGGCAGGAGUUAUGACAAGAAAUCGAUGACUUCCACGUGGCAUUUCGCUUAAUAUCUUUCUCGACGACGAUCGAAAUUUGACGGGUGAAUCAUGUCGUCUUCGAGGCCCAGACGGCCUAGCGUAUCGAUCUAUGAUUAUCCGGAACAUCUGAAUCCGUUCAACGAUGACACGACAAGUUCUCAGCCGCAAGUACAUCACGAGGGUAAAUCGUCGAAAGAAUCCAGACACAAGUUCUGGACGUUUGGCAGAAGCCGAAAGAAAAGAUCGAACAGCUUCUCGAUCAAAUCGACUUGGAAUGGAUUGUUUGGAAAGCGCAAAGAAAAUCCAGAAUCGGUGGAAAAGAGGUCGACGAUUACAACAGUCUCGACUACGUACAAAAGAGAACCUUAUGACAGACCGACAGCACCUUUACGACUGUCUAAGGAUCAGCAAGAAUUUGAUGAAGCCUUGGGAACUUUGACAAGGAGAAGGAAGUACACUUUCGACAACACCUCAAGAUAUAGCUCGAAUUUAACGGUAAACGGAGAUCCUGCUAAGAUCAGUGAUGGAAAUCCUCAAAAUACUACAACGUCUAUCAUGAGCGUUAAUCUUACUCCGAAACCACCAGCCAGAAGAUUUGGACAGGUGAGCCCAAGGCCAACGGACAAGAUACCACCUUUGAAUUUCGAAGACAAGCAAAAUGGUAGUGUUAAUUGUCACGAUAAAUCAGAGGAGAUCCCGAUUCCACCAAUGCGAAGAUUCGGCAAUAGAUCAUCGCAAAGAUUGAGUGGAACCACGUUGGAGGAAGAUUCGACAAAUCGUUCCGGUAACAUUAGCCUGAGGGACGAGAACGAAAAUGUGCCCGAGGAUUACGUUUUUAAGAGAUUCAACCAGGACGCUGUGAGAAGAUCGAAUUUGUCCAUCAACAGUUGUAUAUCCGUUACCAGUACGACAAGUACGUACGGACGUAAAAAACGGAGAGCACCGCAACCGCCGAAACAGAAGGAACAAUUGGAUACUCCUCUGGAAGGCAAUUGUCAAUCUGCAGCGGAGGCCAAUAAAAUAGAACCUAUAUCAGAAACGAGUAAACUUGAACUCCGAAUAACCGAGCCGAUCGACAUCGCCAGGGUCACUGAAAACAUCGAUGAAAUGAAAAAGCCUUGCGAAGAAUUGAACGAGACGUCGCUCCGGAAAGAAGAGAAGCAAGCGGAAUUAUAUCUGAAAACUACUAAAGACACGCCGUCUGAUAAUGUUACGAAGAAUACCGGGAGGAAUGAAAUAUGUGACAUUUCUAAGAACUGCGAGUCUGAGGAGAAGAAAGAAAAAAAGGAUCUUUCGGAAGAAAAAAUACUUGAAUCUGAUGGAAAAUCAGAGAAAUCUGAAUCCGAGUCGAAAGUAAAUGAGAACUCAAACAUUAUUAUUGUUAAGGAUACGGUCGAGAAAGAUUCCGUGGAUAUAGAAUAUAGAAGAACGUCUCAGGAAAAGAUCGAGAUCAUCAAGGAUAUUGAUGAAGAAUCUGAUGAAGUUUGUCUGAGAAAAAAGGGUUCGUCCAGCACAUUAUCGCGAAGCGACAGUUUUUCCGUGAAGGAGGAAAUUGAAAAGAUCGAGAGACAGAUCAAGGCAUUGGAAAGUAAAAACGCAUCUAAUGAGCAAGAAGAUAUCGACGAUGUGUGUUCCGAUGAUCCGAUAACGAGCACCAGAUUAUCUAUCCAGGCGAAUCGCCGACACUUUUUCGAAAAUAUGGUGGAUGGGCCGUCUGGUCCAGUUAAGUUGGAAUUCAAGAAAUUGCCACGUGAACAGAAUGACAUUCAUGUGGUCAGAUUAACGGAUUCGCCAAUACCAAUCGCAGCGUCUCGCGAUCCGGUAAAAGUGAUCGAAUUACACAUUUCUGAACCGAUCAAACAUAAACCCGAGCUUUUGGACGAAGUAAAUCCCAUACCAAAACCCAGGAGACACAGUGCGCUUAGUUUAAGAGACACAUCUGAAUUUAAAUCAAAGGACGAAAACAAAAAUUUAAAAGACGAUGAUAACAGAGGAAAGUCUUUUUAAAAUCUUAAAUCUUCGAUCGUAUCCGUUCCCAAUGAAAUUCUGUUGUUUUCAUGAUUUUUACAUGCAUUGAGGAUAUAAUUGUGUUUAGUAAUUUAUCAUAUAUGAAUCUAUUAUAUAUGAAUUAUUCAAAGACUGUAAGUACAUUCUAUAUUAUGUACCUUUGUUUUCUUAGAUUGCAAUGAUUUACAUAACGCGUCGAAUAUAUUUUUUUUGCAAAAAAAUUUACUGCAGAGAACUUUAGCAUUUCUAUUUAAUUGAUAAUUAUACAGUGAUAAUUAUACAUUAUCUUCAUUUCUGAUAUUUUACUGUAACAAUUUAGCUAUUAUUUUCGUUAUUUAUUGAUAUGAAAUAAAGCAUAAACUGUCAAGAAA
This is a messenger RNA of Wasmannia auropunctata (little fire ant), 2696 nucleotides long. RefSeq names its product intracellular protein transport protein USO1-like. The transcript has 7 exons. Bases 388 to 2325 code for a protein of 645 amino acids. The record is from RefSeq and is a predicted model, not a curated record. Lineage: Eukaryota; Metazoa; Arthropoda; Insecta; Hymenoptera; Formicidae.